UUCCCCUUUUCCCCAAUCAAUUAAGUUUUAUUCCAAUCAAGAGAAAAUCAUAGAAUUGGGAUUUGAUUGAGGAAUCUACUGUGAACUAUAUGUCAUGGAAUCAAUAUGAACUGGCCACUAAGUGGGCGUGGAUAUUGCAACUGUUGAUUGUUCGUUUCGAGUCCAUCCCUUGACUGGAAAUUUAAGCUACCAUGUCCAACCAUACUCCAAAAAUGAGUUUUGGUGUAUAAAUCUUCUCCCACCAUACACCAAACUCAAACCCAUUUUUGAUGUUUUUUGUGAACAACACCAAAUAUGGUAAAUUUUGAAUUUGGUGUAAAUGGUUGGAGUAAAACUACUUUUUGGUGUGACGUAUACUCUAAAAUGGGUUUGAAUUUGGUGUAAAUGGUUGGAGAUGGUCUAAUUUCCAGAUUACUUAUUUCAUACACUUCAUACUAGUUCAUAGCCGUGGUGGUUUCACCCAAAUCUUUGAAAUUUAGUACUAGUUCGCAACAUUUCAUUGAGUUCGUAUUUUUUUAACAUAACUUUGAAAGCAAAAGCGUUCACCUGCAGUAGAAGGUAGGGUUUGGACCAAAAUGCUACUGGAAAUUGCGGUUUACAGUUCAAUUGGAAUUGUGAUCAUGUGUGUGCGCUCUGUUCUCCCCUCGAAAAAUUAGCCUUAGAGAUACAUUGAUUGAAUGCUGAAUGUAGCGUGGGCUGCCAUGGGCACUGAGCUAUCAGAGGAAAUCAAAACGCUUGAGGAAUUUGUUGAAGGGCGCUUGAAACCUAAUCUUGUGCGUGCUAUUGCUGAACGGGACAAGGUCUUUGAGCGGCAGAAGACUUUCUCUGACCUUAGAAAAAACAUCGAGAAUCUGAAGAAGAAUACGGUGACCAGUAUGAGGACACUCGUCAACAUUGGCGCCGAAAUCUACACGGAAGCUGUAGCGCCAGAUACUCGGCAUAUAUUCGUUGAGGUAGGACAUGGAUUUUAUGUGGAGUUUACAUGGGCUGAAGCUCUGAAGUAUAUAGCUGAAAGGGAAAAAUUACUAUCCAGGCAAAUAGAGGAGUACACUGGCAAAAUUGGAGCUAUAAAAGUACAAAUCAAAGUGGCAUUGGAAGCGAUAAGGAAAUUACUCAACAUACCAGAUUCUGAGCUAUAAUCUAUACGCUAUUCAACAUCAAAUUGUUCAGAGUUACUAAGAUAUUUUGGCAUAAAAAAAAAGUGAAACAUGAUUUUGAUUGUGAGAGAAAUUUAGAUAGGAAAAGACUAGUCUUUGAAGGAGAAAUGGAGAAUGUAUUCUGUAAACACCUGCCAUAUGCCUUUCCUUUUUCUUUUGUUUUUAUCAUCAAGGAUCUAUGUUAAUUUCCUGCUGACGUGCUCAACCGUGCCAGUGAAUUUUAAUCAUGAAUUGAUGAUAGUGUGAAAUUUUAAUUUA
This is a messenger RNA of Salvia splendens (bonfire salvia), 1415 nucleotides long. RefSeq names its product protein UXT homolog. Gene Ontology annotation, biological process: positive regulation of transcription by RNA polymerase II. The record is from RefSeq and is a predicted model, not a curated record. The transcript has 6 exons. Gene Ontology annotation, molecular function: transcription coregulator activity. The coding region runs from base 678 to 1139 and encodes 153 amino acids. NCBI's taxonomy places the organism in Eukaryota, Viridiplantae, Streptophyta, Magnoliopsida, Lamiales, Lamiaceae. Gene Ontology annotation, cellular component: mediator complex.